Belonocnema kinseyi is the source of this 884-nucleotide messenger RNA. RefSeq lists its product as uncharacterized. The record is from RefSeq and is a predicted model, not a curated record. Bases 1 to 432 code for a protein of 143 amino acids. The transcript has 7 exons. Lineage: Eukaryota; Metazoa; Arthropoda; Insecta; Hymenoptera; Cynipidae.
AUGCAUUUGCGAGAUGAUCAAAAAGCUCUGCAGAGCAUUGCAAAAAAUUGUAAUGGAGGAGUACCUCAACUCAAAGUAACAGAUAUAUUUCAUCUGAAUGUACCUGCUGCUUCACGUUUGCCGAAUUGUGUUGCUCUUAAUGAGCCAGAAGUUCAGGAUAAAAUUGAUUCUUCGCCUAAGGAUGAAGUGGAACAUAUUAAAAGUGUUUCCUGUUGUGAUGACGAUAUACAUACAUUUAAACCAACUGAAGCAGAUCAAUGUCAAAAUGGCUCAUUCAGUCAAUUGAAAGAAUUGAAAAACAGCACUCUUAACGAUACACAGGAUUGUGCCACAUUUGAAAAUCUUCGCAUUCAUAAUGAUUCUUUAAAAAAUUUCGAAUUUUCGGAAAUCGUUAACGUAGAAGAAGACGAUAACUCCAAUGAAAUAAAAUGAAACUGCCAAUGAUAUUGACUCAUCUUACCCCGUGGGAGAACAUACAUUUGGGACAGACGAUAAUAUUGUAAUGAAAUUAAUGACCCCAAUUACACAUUACUAGAGUCAGGCGAUGAUGAAGAAGAAUUAGAGCUGAAUAUCAGUAAAAACCCGCCAAAAAAGUUAAGACAAAGAGACAAGAACCAUUCGGAUGCUGAGAAUGCUUCUUAUAACAAGUCAGCCAAUUCAACAGAUCUGGAAUCAUCAAUACUGCGGAACGUUGAAGGAACUUUGGUUUUAGACGAUUUAAACCUUAAAGUGGAUCCGUCCUAACCACAGUCAGUUGAGAAAAAGGAACCGCAAAGACGAAUCUGGGAGAAACUAGAGUGUGGACAAUUUCACCUCUCCCGGCUGAACAUGUUCAGCGUCUACCCUUAUAAUAAAAAAUUGUAUGCAUAUUUAUGGCUGAAAAC